Molecule: messenger RNA, 2020 nt
Organism: Crotalus tigris (Tiger rattlesnake)
Lineage: Eukaryota; Metazoa; Chordata; Lepidosauria; Squamata; Viperidae
Gene: GLYATL3
Product: glycine-N-acyltransferase like 3
Exons: 6
Coding region: 123-986 (287 amino acids)
Cellular component (GO): mitochondrion
Molecular function (GO): glycine N-acyltransferase activity
Source: RefSeq, a predicted model, not a curated record
CAUUAAUUUCAGGAAAGAUUAAUCCUUAUGCCAUUCUCUAACUUGUUGCUGAAUGAGCUUUCCACUUGGCCACCAAUGACAUCACCUUUUGUACUAGGUGGCUGUUAAAUAGGCAAGUGAAGAUGUUGGUGCUUAACUGUUCCACAAAACUGCAGACUCUAGAACAAAUGUUAAGGAAGAAUUUUCCUGAAUCCCUCAAGGUUUAUGGAGCAGUGUUAAAUAUAAAUAGGGGAAAUCCAUUCAAAAAGGAAGUGGUUGUGGAUUCAUGGCCAGAAUUUAAAGCUGUGAUUACUCGCCGACAAAAAGAGGCCAAAAGUGAUGCCCUAGACUACUUUACAAAUGCCUGUGCUGUUUUCUACAAAAAUCUGCAAGCUUACCAGGCAUUGCUGGAGAACCCAGAAACUAUAAACUGGGAGCAAGCCUUCCAGAUACAAGGUUUACAGGACGGCUUAUACAAAAUUUCCAAGAUUGUUGCUGAUGCCAAGCAUGUAAAGGUGAAGCUGUCUUCUUUCAAAAUGGUAAUCUACCCAGACCCAGAUGCACUUCCAGAUGUCCAGCUUCUGUUAGUUCCUGCAUUGAAACUGACUUCUCUUGAUGCGUCUCAUGCAAGUCUGCUGAAUAACACCUGGUCCAGAGGAGGCAGUGACCAAUGUCAGAAAUACCUCAUCAACCUCAUUUGCUGUUUCCCCAGCAUAUGCAUUUUGGAUGAACAUAGAUGCCCCAUCUCCUGGGGUCUGACAGACCAGUUUGCUACUAUGAUCCAUGGCUAUACAUUGCCCGAGCAUCGUAGGAAAGGGUACAACCGUCUCAUUGCAACUAUUCUAGCUAAGAUGUUACACAGCAAGGGGUUUCCAGCUCAAGGAAAUGUUUUGGAGGAUAACCUUGCAUCAUUAACUCUGCUAAAAAGCAUGAAUGCCAUAUUCUUACCUUGUCAGUUUGUCAGACUUAUCCACACCCCUUUUUGCCUUUUAGCUAAACCUGAGUGACCUGGUGGAUUUUUAAAAAAAUCUAUGAUGGUUGGAAAAUGUAGCUACCUAAUUUGGGGAAUCAAACCUUGUAUUUGAUGUUAUACAUUUCUGAACAUGUUACGAUAUAUUUAGACAAACCUUGAAGUCCAUUUAUGAAAUGGCAAUGCUAUUCCACCUUAAAGUUAAUACAACUUUUAAAGGAACAACAGUUGUUUUCAACUGUAGACAGACGCCUGAUAAGAGAUCUGACUGCUUUAACAAAUAAUAGGGUAGUGUCAGUGGUGGGACUCAAAUAUGUGAAGAAUCAGUUCUGUGUGUGGGGAUGCUGUUUCCAGAAGUCCAUUCUGGGCUUAGGCAACAAAAAAUUAGCUACCUGUUCUGCCGAAGUGGUGCAAACUGGCUGAAUCCCACCACGGGGUAGUGCUGUCCUCAUGCUUGAUUGGAAGCACUUAUGGAUAAUUGUUUUCAUAGAAUGCAAAGACUUUUUAAAUUUACCAACUCAAAUCAUUUAAUCUUUUCCAUAUUACUACCCUGAAAUACCAGUAGAUGUGAUGAAUAUAGUAAGGAGAGAGGGAGGUGCAUUUUAGAAGAGUAAAAGGCAAUUCAAUUCAGAUUUUAUGUGUGUGAGAAAUAGGGUGAAGAAAGCUUUUCCCUUUGCAGAGUAUAUUCUUUAGUAGUAGAGUGCUCAGUCUGGUAAGAUUUUGUGUAGAUUUUUACAAUUCAGGUUUUAAACAACAUAUGAAACCUAAAUAAUAUAGAGACCCAGUUUGGUCUAGCGAUCAAGGUACUAGGCUAGAAAGCUGGAUAUCAUGAGUUCAAGUUUCAUCUUAGCCCUGAAUACCACAUGGGUGACUUGGGCCAGUCACACACUCUCAGGCAAACUACCUCACAGGGUUGUUGUAGGAAAAUAGGAGGAAGAUGUGUUAGAUAUGUUCACCACCUUGGGUUGUUUGUAAAAAUAAUAAAGAUGGAAGACAAAUAAAUAAAAAAUAAAUGUGGAAUUCUGUUGUUAGAUUUUGCCUCUCUGUCAAAAUAAAAUCAUUUCAAAGGCU